Molecule: messenger RNA, 339 nt
Organism: Monascus purpureus
Lineage: Eukaryota; Fungi; Ascomycota; Eurotiomycetes; Eurotiales; Aspergillaceae
Source: the annotation of a GenBank genome assembly
AUGUCCUUCCACUCCUCCUCCAAAGACAUCCACAUCGAGGUCAACGAGCGCCACCAAUGCACCCUCCUUCUAUGCAUGGUCCGCAACCAAGAGGGGCAGUACAUCCCGAAUAAGAUCAGAUUGGAUGACCAUAUUGGGAACACAGAUGGCUGGUUCAUCUGGGGCGGCACAAACUUCACCCUAUCCGCCUCGAACAUCGCUCUGGAAAUGACCCCGUACGGGCCAAAGCUGUGUGCUGAUCUGCGCAUGCAUGAUGGCGGCUCGAGAGGAAGGCAGGGGAUUAUGCUGUCGGAUAAGAUUGAGAAUCGGAAUGGGCAUCUUCAUUUCUUGGGGCCUUGA